Molecule: messenger RNA, 2644 nt
Organism: Oncorhynchus gorbuscha (pink salmon)
Lineage: Eukaryota; Metazoa; Chordata; Actinopteri; Salmoniformes; Salmonidae
Product: hydroxycarboxylic acid receptor 2-like
Exons: 2
Coding region: 249-1256 (335 amino acids)
Biological process (GO): G protein-coupled receptor signaling pathway
Cellular component (GO): membrane
Molecular function (GO): G protein-coupled receptor activity
Source: RefSeq, a predicted model, not a curated record
GUCAAUCUAAAGACGUUCCUCUUGAAACCAACAGAAACGCCUGAACAGUGGAGACACACAGGAGAGGAGAUAAAAUAUGUUGAGGGGAGCAUAGACUGCCUUUCAAACCCAAUUGUUGUUACACUGACCCCAAAUGCAUGACUCAACUGAUAUUCCCCUGAGAUGCUUUGAAAAGAGGAAGAGGUGGAUUUUGUGAAAAAACGGCAACAUCCAAAGUUUCCUGGAAACAAAAUCAUACUCAAUCAAAGAUGGCUGAAAUGGCUACAGUUGCACACGAUAACUCUACUGGCAGAGAGAACCAGUCCUUGCACUGCAUAUCCACUCAGCAUCUGGUGGCCGACAUACUGCCUCCUGUCCUGAUUAUAGAGCUCCUACUGGGCCUGCCAGGCAACGUAGUGGCCCUGUGGAUCUUCACUUGCCGUCUGAAGAUCUGGAGGGUCAACACUCUGUUCCUCUUCAACCUGGUCCUGGCUGACUUCAUGCUGCUCAUCUGCCUGCCCUUCCGCAUUGACAACCUGCUCCGUGGGGAACACUGGGUGUUUGGCGACGCCUGGUGCCGGAUCAACCUCUUCAUGCUGGCUGUCAACCGUUCGGCAAGCAUUGCCUUCAUGACUAGCGUGGCCUUCGACCGCUACUUCAAGGUGGUCCAUCCGCACCACCGCAUCAACCACAUGACGUCUACCCAGGCGGGAAUGGUGGCGGGGGGCAUCUGGGCGGUAGUGAUCUCCCUGCGGGUCCCCCUGCUGGCCACCAACCUCCUAGGGGAACAUGGCAACAUCUCCCUGUGCCGCAGCUUCAGCUCCUACACCGUGAUUCCCCCGGCGAUCCUGCUGCACUACACGGUGUUCAUCGGGGAGUUCUUCCUGCCUCUGCUGCUCCUGCUGUUCUGCUCAGUCAGGAUCGCCUGCAUCCUGCGCCAACGGCAGCUGGACAAAGAGAAGAAGGUGCGGCGGGCCAUCCGGGUGGUGGUGCUAAUUGUGGCUGUGUUUGUGCUGUGUUUCUUUCCUGGCAUCGCCACAGGCCUGGUUUCACUCUAUAUCAAGGCGUUCAGACCUUGGGACUGUGAAUCCUACAAAAUGGCAGGCCAGCUUUUCAGCCUGUCCAUUGGCUUCACCUACCUUAACAGCGCCCUGGACCCGGUCAUCUACUGCUUAUCCAGCUCCAUGUUCCAGAACUCCCUCAAGAGCUCCAUCAAUAAGAUGGGCCUGGUGGAGUUGAGGCUGAGCCGACGGGGAAGCAUGGCCAGCGAUGGGUGAGGGAGGCAACUCUGGCCCUUUCCUCCAGAGACAGGCCCCACCUUCUAGAAGGUCCUAAUAAGGAGAACAGACUCAUGGCAGUGAAUUGAAUGGAGACUAGACAGUGGAAUUUUACAGCUGUAAUUAACAAGCCAUAUGUUAUAUUCAGAAACAUUUCGUAGCUAUGUGGGAUACGUACUUGAAAUGGCUGAAUACCAGUUAGUGUGAAACAAAGAUAAGAAACAUUUCGUAGCUAUGUGGGAUAUGUACUUGAAAUGGCUGAAUACCAGUUAGUGUGAAACAAAGAUAGGAAAAGGAAUAAAACCAUUCCAUCUGAAUUUGACAUUAUUUUCACAACCAUGUGAUGUUGUAGAAUGGCAUUAUGUUUUUGUCUUGAUUUACUAACAUGUCUGUCAAACACACCAUCAUUUUUUACCAAAUACAGUAUUCAUACAGCAAGAUGUUUAAUCAAGUGUAUGUGUUACUCAGUUCUUUAUAAAAUAUAUAUUUUUAUGUGAUGUUUGUGCUUAGAGUAUACUGUACACUGUGUACAAAACAUGUUCUUUCCAUUAUAUAGACUGACCAGGUGAAUCAAGGUGAAAGCUAUGAUCCCUUAUUGAUGUCACCUGUUAAAUGAAUUUCAAUCAUUGUAAAUGUAGGGGAGGAGACAGGAUUUGUACGUCUUGAGACAAUUGAGACAGGAUUGUUAAGCCUUGAGACAAUUGAGACAUGGAUUGGGUAUGUGUGCCAUUCAGAGACAAUAGAUUUAAGUGCCUUUGAAUGGGGUAUGGUGUUAGGUGCCAGGCGCAGUGGUUUGAGUGUGUCAAGAACUGCAACGCUGCUGGGUUUUUCACAACAGUUUCCCGUGUGUAUCAAGAAUUGUCCACCACCCAAAGGACAUCCAGUCAACUUGACACAGCUGAGGGAAGUAUUGGAGUCAACAUGGGCCAGCAUUCCUGUGGAACGCUUUCAAAACCUUGUAGAGUCCAUGCUCCAAAUUGAGGCUGUUCUGAGGGCAAAAGGGAUGCAACGCAAUAUUAGGAAGGUGUUCCUAAUGUUUUGUACACUGAGUGUAUAUUUUUCCAUCUAUAUAUUUUGUUCAUUUGUGAUGAAUGAAAUGGCAAUAAAGAUUAUCCUGAAUGUUAUGUAAAAUACAUAUGAAGCCACAGAUGAAGCCUGUCAAAGCCACAGAAGCCACAGAUGAAGGGGAACUCUUGAUUGCUGCUGGGGGAGAGAGACUCUUCUCUUCAAAGACUCACAUUAUCCACACAAAAGUGCUACAUAUCAUCCUUUGUUGCACAGCAGCUGGUAGCAGCAAGGGAACUCAAUCAAUGGCUGUAGGUGUAAUUACUGCUGAGCUACCACUGCUGUGCCAACAUGUGACUCUGACAUGUGGCUUACUGGGACGA